AUGGCACCCGCCAAAGCGCCUGCGGGCCAAUUCUCGAUCCUGUACUUCGCAGCAGCCUCCACCUUCACUGGCAAGACGAGCGAACAUCUUCCUGCACCCGUCCGAGCUCGCGACGUCUUUGCUAUGCUGGAGGAGCGGUACCCGGAUAUUCGUGACAAGGUGCUGAGCAGCUGCGCGAUGACGAUCAACAUGGAGUACGUUGACGUUGGCGAGGAUGAUGCCGAGGACGCGAACAAGCAGAUCGUGGAAGGUGAUGAAGUUGCUAUUAUCCCACCUCUAUCGCAGCCCGCCCCACUAGGGAACAUACUCGAUCCCGCCCUCGAGCAGACAUCGCCGACCGCACCAGGAACAGAGCACGAUGACGACGACCACGACGACCACGACGACGCGCAUGAACACGACACACCUGGGUCUGGCAAAUCUCCUGCCGACCUCAAGCGCCCACGAGCAUGCGAUUCAUGUCGAGGACUGAAGGUCCGCUGCGACCAAGAGCGACCUGAUGUAUCAUGCAGACGUUGCGCAAAAGCAGGCCGACCUUGUAUUACAACACCGCCGACACGGAAGCGCCAGAAGAAGGCCGACAGUAGAGUCGCCGAGCUCGAACGCAAGAUAGAUGCAUUGACAGCCACACUACACGCGCAGAAGUCGGGAGUACCGGGCGUACCGGAAAUCAGGCACCAUGGAGGCAUACCACAACCCGGCGCCAGCGCCAACGCGAUACCCAUGCCGGUUGAGGGUCAAUAUCGCAUGGGAACAGUCGAACACGACUGGGCGCAGCCGCCGACGGCCAGAUACCCAGACAUACCAGCCGGCUAUGGUCCGGCACAGAGCUUGCACAGAGGGCCCGAGCCAAAGCGUAGGAAGAUGGACAAUGCGCACGCUACGAUCCCCGAGGAUAUGGAUGCUAUUCAUCGCGAUCUAGCAGAGCACCCGGAGAUGCGACGGACAAGCAAGAACAAGAUCCACGCCGACCAUUCACACAUCAGUGCUUUGAUCGACAACCUCAUGACGCCGGAUAUUGCGGAGCGGGUUUUCCUCCGCUACGUGAACGAGAUUUGUCCACAUUUCCCUGCCGUACCUUUCCCUCCUGGUACGACAGCGCGCGAAGUCCGAGAGAAAAAGCCGCUCCUGUUCCUCGCUGUCCUGGCUGGAUCUUCGCACGGGAGUGCAGAACAACUGGUCUCGCAAGAGGCGCAACGCGAGUUGACCAAGCUCCUCAAAGAUCAGCUUGCCGACAUCAUCUGGCGCAACGGAGAAAAAUCGCUCGAAAUCGUUCAGGCAUUACACAUAUCUGUGCUUUGGUAUCGGCCGCCUCUUCAUUUUGAACAGCACAACUUCUACAUGAUGGUCAACUGCGCUGCCGUAAUGGCUCUUGACCUAGGUCUCGGAAGGAAGGCAACUCCAAAUGUCAUGAGACUUUCGGUUGGUCCGUUCAAGAGGUACCAUCCCAACUCUAGCAGUGUCGAAGCCCGUCGGACUUUCCUUGUGUGUUACUAUCUCUGCAUGAGUAUUACAAUGGUUCUGCGACGACCAAUUCUGCUCCGCUGGACUAAUUACAUGGCGGAGAGUGUUCGCAUACUGGAGACCUCGCCAGAGGCAUUGCCUUCAGACAGACUGCUUUGCCAGCAGGUCAAGAUGGCGCACAUUGGAGAAAAGAUCUCAGUGGAGUUCUGCAUGGAUGACCCUUCAGUCGAGGUCACCAUUUCCGAUCCAAAAGUCAUCUACGCCCUGAAAAUUUUUGAGAACGAGCUCAGCUCACUCAGGGAGGAGAAUUCCUCUCUGGGUGAAAUUGAUCGUGUACGGGCCAUUUACGCUAUCGUUUGCCUAAUGAAGAUGUGGGUAUCAGUCACCAGCUCCGGCGAAGUGGGUAGUAUCAUCUGCCAGGAAGAUCUCAAGAUCGAGGCCUAUACCGAACAACUAGUCUCCAUGUUCAAUGCCAUUGUCUCCCGCGAUGCUCAAUCGCCCCAUGGAAAGUUCUACUUCGUUGCGAAGCGCCUUCAAGAGCGGUUCGCUCACAUCAAAGAGGGUGCUGCUGGCGAGCAACAAACGGAUCCCGAAUACGACUCCACCCGAAACAACAGUCAAACUUCCCGACCCUCCACGCGCCAAUCACCUGCAAACCAAACCCCGCUUCACCUUCUCUCGGAAGUCGCAAUGGGUAGCAGCAACAAUGUCGCUUCUCAGCAACAGCAGCAGCAGACGCAAGCGCAGGCACAGGCGCAAUCUCGUUCUCAACAACAAGCUCAGGCCGCUUUACAGGCCCACGCGCAGCAUUCUCAGCAAGCCAUGCCAAACUGGUACCCUAACAUGAACGCACAGCCUACUCCAGAUAUGAUGGGUCUUGGUGCACAACAACCAUUCGAUAUCAACUUCGAUUUCACCCAAUUCGAUCUAGGCACAGGCUCGGACGCAGAUCUGUCAGCACUGUUCAUCCCGGACUCAAUGGCAAUGUGGGGUUACCCUGCCGAUCCCAACAUGCAGGGUGGUUACAAUGGAUACUGA
Molecule: messenger RNA, 2502 nt
Organism: Alternaria triticimaculans
Lineage: Eukaryota; Fungi; Ascomycota; Dothideomycetes; Pleosporales; Pleosporaceae
Exons: 4
Coding region: 1-2502 (833 amino acids)
Biological process (GO): Mo-molybdopterin cofactor biosynthetic process; DNA-templated transcription; regulation of DNA-templated transcription
Cellular component (GO): cytosol; nucleus
Molecular function (GO): zinc ion binding; DNA-binding transcription factor activity, RNA polymerase II-specific; transcription cis-regulatory region binding
Source: RefSeq, a predicted model, not a curated record